AUGUUCACUUCUUUUUCUCGUUUUAUUUUCCCUAUAUAUGUAGACCUUACUAUGGAUCCUUCGUCGCAACAAGUCUUCUAUCGAGUUCUGAGGCGCCCCGAUUCUACUACCCUGGGUACUAAAGGGUCUGGUGAAGAUAUAUCUACCCUUGAAAACCGAGUAGUGGUUGUCGACCAAGCUACCUGCAGACAAAUGCGCCACAACAAAUCGAUUGUGGAUUCGAUUCGCCGUGGUAUGGACUGUGGCAUAUCAUUAAAUGCCCCUACUUCAACUUCUAAAAGUUAUAUCCCAAUUGAAGAUCUUUCUGAUCGCCUUUGGGGCGAUUGGCAAACUGGUGAUUUAGUGCAGUGCUUCACACUCUCUGCAGAUGUACAAUCAAUAGAUUGGCCAGACAUAGCCCCCAAACUUUUAUCGACAACCGAUGAGCAUCAAGACGAUCUUCUGACGGGCUAA
Protopolystoma xenopodis is the source of this 453-nucleotide messenger RNA. Lineage: Eukaryota; Metazoa; Platyhelminthes; Monogenea; Polystomatidea; Polystomatidae. The record is from the annotation of a GenBank genome assembly.